UUCCGGGCAUCUGGAACAACCCGAACGUGACGGCCGACGUCAAACGCAAUUUAUCGACGCUGCCGGCCACGCUCGCCAACGUCACAGUGACCGCGUCAACGACGCUCGACAGCUUUUGUGCGCGCAUCAACAUUACCAUCGAGACGCCCCGUUUCCCCAUGAGCGCCGCCGAACAUGCGAUGUUUGUGGCUCGUCUCGACGACCCGGUUCGCAAGUUCAACAAGGACCUCAAAUAUCUCUGCGAUGGCUGCGCAGCGCUCUCCAAGGUAGCAACCAAGCACGCCGCGCUGCAGACGUGGAUCCAUGACAUGUGCCCGAUGACCGUACCCAAGCCGUCGGGCGCCGGAUGCGUGAAAGCAGUCGACUGUCACGAGUUCAGCGGUCGUACACCAUCCCGCAGUGCAUUUACCGAGUUUUGCUUCGACUCGACGUACCGCAACCCAUCGUACGACACGUGCUUUGGCCACACGCUCAUGUCGGUCGCCCAAACGUACGACAGAGCCGUCGCGAUCGCGUCGGGUGUUGUGCUGCUUCUCUUGCUUUUGCUUUUUGCGCGCGUGUGGGUCGUCCACCGCGUUCAGGAAUACCAGGAUACGCUACGGGACGCCACCGUGCAAACACCCGUCGACAAUGCAUAGAGUUCAAUGUGUACUACUAGUACAUGCAUUUUUGCGUCACGUUGCGAUGCGCUUAC
Molecule: messenger RNA, 694 nt
Organism: Saprolegnia diclina VS20
Lineage: Eukaryota; Oomycota; Saprolegniomycetes; Saprolegniales; Saprolegniaceae
Exons: 1
Coding region: 159-638 (159 amino acids)
Source: RefSeq, a predicted model, not a curated record